CCACCAAACCGCCGCAAUGCCUCGUGCGACAUUCUCCUCCGGCCGGCCGCCCUCGUCGUCGUCGGCGGAGUCGGGCUCGAACCCCUCCAUCUCCUCGACGGUGGAUACGUCUAUAGCGUCCCUCAUCGAGCGCGCCACCUCCACCACCGCUCCUUCCGUCGACCCCGUCCUCCUCCGCGCCAUCAAGUCCUCGGCUCGCGCCUCCGAUGGCGCCAUCCGCGACGCCUUCCGCCUCCUCCUCUCCCUCAUGUCCAAGCCCCACUCCCAUGUGCGGCUCCUCGCCUUCAGCAUCGUCGACGAGCUCUUCAUGCGCUCCAAGCUCUUCCGCUCCCUCCUCGCCGACGCGCUCGACGGAUUCGUCCCGCUAGCCGUUGGCUUCCGCAGCGACGACCAGCUCCCGCCGCCGGCUGCCUCCGCCAACACGCUCCGCAAGUCCGCCAUCCAGGCGCUCGAGCGCUGGCACCACCUCUUCGGCCUGCACUACCGCCAGCUCCGUCUCGCCGUCGAGUACCUCAAGGAGUCCGCCCGUAUCCAGUUCCCCGGCAUCCGCGCAGCCGUCGAGGCUCGUGCGGCGCGGGAGGCACGCACGCAGGAGAUCUUGACUGCCAAGGUUCAGCAGCUGCGCCAGGACAUUUCGUCCAUAAAGGCUGAAAUCCGAUCCACCAUCCAAGAGAUCCGCAGCGGGCUGGCGAUCAUCCGUGCCGAGUACGAGAAAUUCGAGGGUUACGCGGACGACGACGAGGAGGAGCAGGAGGUUGCUUCGUUGGCGAUGCGGAGUAUCAGGGCAGCGUCGUUGAUGGCCGGGGAAUGGGUGCCUGAAACCAAGGAAAACGAGGCUGUUUUUGAUGCGUUGAGGGAGGCGUACCGGCUCCUUAUGUCAAAGCACUUUGGCACCAUUCAGGAUUGGAUAUCUGUGCUUAUUAGAGUCAAUCUUGCAGAUAACCGGUUCAGAGAUUCCGCGCUCAAGGAACUCAUUGAUGUUAAGAAUGAAAUACGCGCGGUGAGAGGCCAGUGCAAUGAGCUUGGUCUUGAUCUUGAUAAUGUUCGUAGGAAGAAGGAUAUUCAGGAGGAAGAGGAUGAAGAUUGGGAGGAGGGUAAGAUUGAAGUUCCUAGUCCUGCUAGAGCUGAGAGCAGUGCGGAUGUUGCAGGUUCCAGCAAGGACGCUAGAAAGGGAAAGGGGGUGGUGGGCGCAGUGAACUCUGGUGACAAUGACAUGCCAAAUGCUGGCAAUACAUCUCAGGAGAUGGAUCCAGAGAGAGCAAGGCUCCUUGCUGAAGCACCUUUGGUAUCAUGGAGCUCAGUCUUGGACCGGUGGGGUUCCAAUGGGGAUGCACAUGUAAACCAGAGGGGGCUUGAGCUCGACAGCCAUUGGGGAAGGAUGGAUAAUGAUGCUGUUAUACCUGCAGCAAAGAUUGCAGAGUUAAAUGUUCACCAUUCUGUUUAUAAGGAAGAGCCGGUUGAGAUCCUACCAUGCCGUGCACCUCUGAAGAAAGGAGGUCUUUGCCACAGAAGGGAUCUCAAGAUAUGCCCUUUUCAUGGACCCAUCAUCCCACGUGAUUCAGAAGGAAAGCCAAUUGGUCUAAAUGAUGGCAGUUCUGGUGCAGGAGGUGAUCCCGUUGAGCAGAGUGGUGACAUCUGUGAUGCAGGAGGAAGAAUUCCGAUUGAGACAAAUGGAAGCAGUGAUGGUGAAUAUACGCCGGAGCCUUCUCCUUCAAUGACUACAAACAGUAACAAUGACACUGGCGUCAUGGAUGGAGCUCAUAAUCUUGGUAAAAAUACAAUGGAUCAGCUGGCGAGGCAAGCAAUUAAGAAUGUUCGGAAAAGGGACAUGGAUGAGAAAGCGCGUGAAAAAGCCCGACGUGUGAGAAUCCGUCAGCAUAAUGAAGAUGUUCUGCGACAAGCGGCUAUUGCUUCAACUCCCCACUCAGCGGCAGCAUAUGACCAACCUUCUGAAACACUGGGCCGACGGGGUCGACGUCGAGGUAAAACAAAGGAACCCACACUAGCAUCGAUGCUGAAGAAAAAAGUUACCACAAAAGAUAGGAUUGCAGAGAGGCUCCUAAAUGCUCGAGCUAGGGAUGCAGCCACAAGAGAAGCUUCUCAUAAUGAGGAUAUGACCUACAGGGAAGCAUUCCCGAAUCAGUGGCAAUGAAAGCAGCUGAGUAGUUGUUAUAGCAACUAUUUGAAUCUUCACCCUGAAGAUGACUCACGUUUUUUUCACGUAUGGUUGUCAGCUUAUUUUUGUGUGUAGAUGCUACUUAGAUUUUUUGAAUUUUUUGUGUUGAAUUUAGUUCUUAUACGGCAGGGAAUAAAAGUUCUCGCAUUUCUUCACUGUACAAUUUCCCCUCUCCGGUGUCGCCUCUCUUUAUGUGUAGGUGGGCAUUCCAUACUGUUGUAUGUAGUAUAACAGUAGGCUGGUUGGUUCGAAACAGCUAUAAUAAAAGUUUUCGUUUUGCUUGUA
Messenger RNA from Lolium rigidum, 2461 nucleotides. RefSeq names its product UV-stimulated scaffold protein A homolog. The record is from RefSeq and is a predicted model, not a curated record. Gene Ontology annotation, molecular function: RNA polymerase II complex binding. Gene Ontology annotation, cellular component: chromosome. Lineage: Eukaryota; Viridiplantae; Streptophyta; Magnoliopsida; Poales; Poaceae. Gene Ontology annotation, biological process: transcription-coupled nucleotide-excision repair; response to UV. The transcript is spliced from 2 exons. Bases 17 to 2152 code for a protein of 711 amino acids.